CCCUCAUUCCCUUUCCCCAUACACAGCAAACAUUCAUUUCCAUGACCAAAAAAAUAAAUUCAAGCGAAAGUUAUGUUUGGUGUUUUGCUGUCAUUUUCAUCCUCCUCAAAUAUCUCAACUUCUACAAUCGUCAGCUUCAGCUUCAAGCCAGCUACAGCUUGUUCUUGUUCCUUCUCAAUUGUUACGCCGACUUAAAUUAUAAUUCUUUUAAAAAUUCCUAAAUAAACAAAUUAAAAGAAUAAAAAUCAAGUGCAGUCAGUAUUUUAGUUAGAGAAUUUAUUAUUUUAUUUCAAUCAACCGGGGCCGGAUAAAUUGUGUCAUAAUUUUUGUACAAAUCACAAAAAUUCUCGAAGAAAAACUCAAUCUCAAAGUUUAACCUGUAUUAAGGCCCAGCUAAUAAAUUAUCUUAGCGUGGGGAAGAUUUUGUAAGGAUAAUUUAAUUCAAAAAGACGACGGAUUCCAGAGAGAAACAGAAAUUGUGUGGUCAUGAACAACGGCUUCAGUACGGGCGAAGAGGAUUCGCGUGGUCACACCGACCAGAUAUGUUGUCUCAUAGAUGACAAUGAACGGUGCCAUCGAGCAGCUGGCUACGCUUCAUAUAGCAAACGUAUACAAAAGACUGUUGCCCAGAAAAGACUUAAGCUCAGUAGUGAUCCAACAGCACAACAUAUUUACAUCUGUGACUAUCAUAAAGGACGCAUCCAAAGUGCAAGAACAAAACGCCGACGAAAGGAUUCGGAAGAUGAUAGCAAUGAGACCGACACAGAUCUGCCCGAAGUCGACCUCUACCAGCUGCAAGUGAAUACUCUGCGACGAUAUAAACGCCAUUACAAGGUGUCCACAAGGCCCGGAAUGAAAAGAGCCCAACUGGCCGACACAAUCAUGAAACAUUUCAAAACGAUACCGAUUAAAGAAAAAGAAAUUAUCACAUAUUUCAUUUAUAUGGUCAAAUCCAACUCGAAUAAACUCGACCAGAAAAACGGUAUAGGAAACGACACCACUUGAGUAGCACUUCAGCCGCCACCGCCGCCCAAACGCAAUGCAGAGAGCAAUCCUAAACAUUAAGUUCUAUAUAAUAUAAACUUACACAAACAAAAAAAAGAAAUAUUUUUUUAGCAUUGUAAAAUAUACUAAAAAUUUUAAUUUUUUUUCUUUUGUUUUUGCAAAAUAUUAUUGUAUUUAAUAUUAUCAUAGUUUGUUUUUUAAUAAUUUUAAUUUUUGCAAUUUGUAAAUUAAAAAUUUAUAUUUAAAUAAAAAUAUAUAUAAAUAUAAAUGCAACUACAAUUAAGUUUGUAAGAAACAGAAGAAGAAGAAGAAGAACGAGAGAGAAAGUUACAUAAAGAAAAGAUGAAAUUAAACAAAAAAAAAUAGAAAACUAUGAGAAAGAAAACCCACAAAAAGUAAACAUCGAUGUUUAGUUUAUAAGUGAAAACAAAAAAAACUUACAUACAUAUUAAAAUUAGUCUAAAUAAUAUUAUUGUUUAAGUAUCUGUCGUGUAAUGAGAGAGACAACUUUGUUGUCUUUAAAGCAAAACAAAACAUAAAAGAAGAAAAGCUUAAUAUUCAAAAAAUCUGACAAA
This is a messenger RNA of Eupeodes corollae, 1580 nucleotides long. It is a transcript of the gene Sap30, whose product is annotated as histone deacetylase complex subunit SAP30 homolog. The transcript is spliced from 3 exons. Gene Ontology annotation, molecular function: transcription coregulator activity; protein binding. The coding region runs from base 487 to 1005 and encodes 172 amino acids. NCBI's taxonomy places the organism in Eukaryota, Metazoa, Arthropoda, Insecta, Diptera, Syrphidae. Gene Ontology annotation, biological process: regulation of DNA-templated transcription. Gene Ontology annotation, cellular component: histone deacetylase complex. The record is from RefSeq and is a predicted model, not a curated record.